This is a messenger RNA of Betta splendens (Siamese fighting fish), 3193 nucleotides long. Its product is annotated as CUGBP Elav-like family member 3. The record is from RefSeq and is a predicted model, not a curated record. NCBI's taxonomy places the organism in Eukaryota, Metazoa, Chordata, Actinopteri, Anabantiformes, Osphronemidae. The coding region runs from base 706 to 2085 and encodes 459 amino acids. Gene Ontology annotation, molecular function: mRNA binding. The transcript has 15 exons. Gene Ontology annotation, biological process: regulation of alternative mRNA splicing, via spliceosome; mRNA splice site recognition. Gene Ontology annotation, cellular component: cytoplasm; ribonucleoprotein complex; nucleus.
GGAGGGGGAGGAGAGUAGAUACCGGUGUAGGACGUGAAAGGCAUCCAGCCGUGAGACGCUGCAAGAACGCGGAUAAAGCAAGAGUCGUAAGUGAAAAAGCCCCCAUUUAACCGCUGGAACAACAAUUACGAGACGUACAGAGCUGUUAAAACAGUACACGCGACUUUAAACAGUCGGCACUUAACGCAAAUUGCAACAGCUUGUUAACAUUAGCUGUUUACCAGUCCGUGAUUGAACAGGCAUUAACAGUGGGGUUUGGCGAAAGUGGUGAAAAUCAAGCUAGCUGCUCGGUCCACUCCGCGUUCCGAGAGUUAAGACGCCGGUCACACCUGCCAAGGCUCUGCUCUGACACCUCCAGAACCGGAACCGGGGUCCGCGUUCACACACAGCCGAGCCGUACAGUGUCUGUGUACCGAAGAGGAGGAGGAGGAGGAGAGGGAGAGUAGUACGACAGGCACAAAGAGCGGAGAGCAUCCAGAGUGGGGAGGCAGGAGGACGGGACGGAGGACAACGGCGGGGACCCAAACACAGAGCAUCCCCCCUGAAGCAGGCAGCACAGCGCCCACGCACACCGCCCGUGACCGGGAUCCCGAGCUCCGUUUGGCCGCAGAAAGCUGUGACCCAACUACUCCGUGGCUCCUCUCAAGGGACACCUGCUCUUGAUCUAACCCUGCAGUACCCAGUCGUCCUCACCACUCUGUCCCGAUGAAGGAGGCUGAUGCCAUUAAGCUGUUUGUGGGGCAGAUUCCCCGGAAUCUGGAAGAGAAGGACCUCAAGCCCAUCUUUGAGCAGUUUGGCAAAAUCUAUGAGCUAACUGUAAUUAAGGACAAAUACACCGGCAUGCACAAAGGAUGCGCGUUCCUGACGUACUGCGCGAGGGAGUCGGCGCUGAAAGCCCAGAGCGCUCUCCACGAGCAGAAGACGCUACCGGGGAUGAAUCGGCCAAUCCAGGUGAAACCAGCUGACAGCGAGGGAAGAGGAGAGGACAGGAAGUUGUUUGUGGGUAUGCUUGGAAAGCAACAGAGCGAUGAGGACGUCAGAAGGCUGUUUGAGCCCUUCGGCAGCAUAGAUGAGUGUACUGUCUUAAGAGGACCUGAUGGAACCAGCAAAGGUUGCGCUUUUGUAAAAUUCCAAGGACAUGCUGAGGCCCAAGCUGCCAUCAAUAGCUUGCACGGAAGCCGCACAAUGCCUGGAGCGUCGUCCAGUUUGGUGGUGAAGUUUGCGGACACAGAGAAGGAGCGAGGUCUGAGGAGGAUGCAGCAGGUGGCCUCUCAGCUCGGCAUCUUUAGCCCCAUGACCCUCAACUUCCCCGCCUACAAUGCCUACACACAAGCAGUCAAUGCGCAGCUUGUCCAACAACAGGCCCUGGUUGCCCAGUCAGCGUAUUUGUCUCCAGUGGCAACAGUUGCUGCCGUACAGAUGCAGCAGAUGGCAGCGCUCAAUGCCAACGGAAUCAUUGCCACCCCCAUUACACCCAUCACGCCGUCUUCAGGCACAAACACUCCACCAACUAUUGCAGCAACACCUGUGCCAGCUCUUCCUCCGCCAAUAGGCGUGAAUGGUUACAGCAGUGUGGCAGCUCCAACUAAUGGCCAACAAGCAACAGAAACCCUCUACACCAAUGGCGUUCACCCAUAUCAAGCUCAGAGUCCAGCGGCGGCCCUGGACCCCCUACAGCAGGCAUAUGCAGGAAUGCAACACUACACAGCGGCAUACCCUGCUGCUUACGGAUUGGUUGGGCAACCGUUCCCCCAGCAGCCAACACUGGUUGCCCAGCAACACCAGCAGCCCCAGCAACAGCAGCAGAGAGAAGGUCCAGAGGGGUGUAACAUCUUCAUCUACCACCUGCCUCAGGAGUUCAGUGACUCUGAAAUGCUGCAAAUGUUCCUGCCCUUUGGCAAUGUCAUCUCAGCCAAGGUGUUUGUGGACCGUGCCACCAACCAGAGCAAAUGCUUCGGAUUUGUGAGUUUUGACAACCCUGCCAGUGCCCAAGCUGCCAUCCAGGCCAUGAAUGGAUUCCAGAUUGGCAUGAAAAGACUGAAAGUGCAGCUCAAGCGGCCCAAAGAUGCCAACCGCCCGUACUGAGUGAGAACUGAGGGGAGGAAGAAGAAGAAAUAAAGUAAGGUGACCUUUCAGAGUCCAGCAGAGGUGGAAUCCCAGGGUUCAUUGUGCUUUCAGACUGUCUGCUACCCUUGAGCAUCCGGGGAGUGCAGUCACAUAAACACUCACACACAGUCACACAAAUACACGCGCACUCACUAGACAUCAAAUAGUACAAGGCUGAUAUACAAAUGUACAUAAAGUGCACAAACACACACACACACACACAUACACACCACACACACAAUGACAAAUAGUUCAUGUGAGUCAGUAAUUCUGCCAAGAGCUUGGUUUGACCAGUUUGUGUGGAUUAUCCCAACAGGGUGUUUAGUGCAGUUAAGACAUCUCAGACCAAGUGAGUAUGAAGGGAAGGGUACUGAUGACAAAUGCUGAUACAUCACUACAAUAGACUUUAACACGUCUAUACCGUGUCUAUUACAUGACAAAUAUAGAGGGGAUAAUGUUUCAUAAUAAAAAAUGAAGAAAACAAAAAAAGAUGAUUAAAUAAGUAGGUUAGAGAUACUUUGGAGAAGAUCCUAAUGACCUGUAAAUAAUUUAGUUUACAAAGAGCAGCAUUUAAAAACAAGAAAAAAAUGCAAAAAGAAUACUACUUUAGAUAAACACUGAACAGGAAACAGCAACAUCAUUAUUAUUAUUAUUAUUAUUAUUAUUAUUAUUAUUAUUAUUAUUAUUACUACUACUACUAGUAACAUCAUCUCCAUAAAGGGAUACUACAUUCCAAAUUGUAAAGUGGGAAAUUACUAACUAAAUUUCUACUUAGAUUUUAGGUGAAGAACAGGGGAGGGGGGGUGCACUUUUUCGGAAGGUUUUAAUAUUUGAGCUAUUUUUAUUUAUUUACUAAUUUAUCAGUCGUUUUGUUUAUAGGGGGGAAGAGUUUUGAGUCAGUUGCAAUAUUUUCAUUUUAGAAUUUUCUAGAGAAAACCUUUCGAGGGCCUGUUUCUGUCAGACUCUUACAAUCGAGUAAUUAUAAUGUAUUAAUAAUUAUUACAGCAAUUAUAUUUAUUUCUAAUUUAUUGAAUCCUGUUUUUGAUCCACUCUCUUUUUAAGUUAAAAUAAAAACUAUCAUACCAAA